CAGAGACACCCAGGCAAGGGGAUUGGAAGGAGCUGUGUGACAGCUAAGGGACAGGCGAGAGGGAUAUCAGGCUCAUUCUCCUCCCCAGGUAUCUCACAGCAGGUCGCCCCGAUGAACAUGUCAGUGUUGACUUUGCAAGAAUACGAAUUCGAGAAACAAUUCAAUGAGAAUGAAGCGAUCAAGUGGAUGCAGGAGAACUGGAAGAAAUCCUUUCUGUUUUCAGCUUUGUAUGCUGCAUUUAUAUUUGGCGGUCGGCACUUAAUGAAACAGCGAGAGAAGUUUGAGUUAAGGAAGCCCCUUGUCAUGUGGUCCCUCGGCCUUGCAGUUUUCAGUAUAUUUGGUGCUGUUCGGACGGGUGCCUACAUGUUGUACAUCCUGAUGACCAAAGGGCUGAAGCAGUCAGUAUGUGACCAGAGCUUCUAUUAUGGACCAGUCAGCAAGUUCUGGGCUUACGCUUUUGUUCUUAGCAAAGCACCAGAGUUGGGAGACACAAUUUUUAUUAUCCUUAGGAAGCAGAAGCUCAUCUUCCUUCACUGGUACCACCAUAUAACAGUUUUGCUGUAUUCGUGGUAUUCUUAUAAGGACAUGGUUGCUGGAGGUGGCUGGUUCAUGACCAUGAACUAUGGAGUCCAUGCGGUUAUGUAUUCUUACUAUGCCUUGCGGGCAGCUGGCUUUAGGGUUUCACGGAAGUUUGCUAUGCUGAUCACGCUGUCCCAGAUCACUCAAAUGCUUAUUGGCUGCGUGGUGAAUUACCUAGUCUUUUCCUGGAUGCAACAGGGACAAUGUCCAUCCCAUGUCCAAAACAUUGUUUGGUCCUCUAUCAUGUACCUCAGCUAUUUUGUGCUUUUCUGUCACUUCUUCUUCGAAGCCUAUAUCACCAAAACCAGAAAAGCUGCCAAGGCCGAAUAACGAUGGAUUCCAAUGACAAAUCAUAGCUCAGGGUCAUCAAAUGGUUAAAAUAAAAAUAAAAAAAAUAGGAGUAAACCAAUUUUUUUAAAAAAGGCACAAAGAAAACCAUAGCUCAGUCACUUAUACGGCUGAUAUUGUGCUGAAAGAAAAUAGUGAGGUUGAAUUUAUAAAUGUAAUUACUGUCUUAAAAAUGGGUGAACAUAUGCGUUCCUGACUAUACUAAAGUGAUGAACUCCAAUGCAUACUACUCAGCUGUCCUACUUAAUUAAAAUGAAAAGUCCAGUUUUUAAGUUUGACCUUUCCCCGGCACCCCGUAUAAAUCAUCAACCAAUAAAAACAUUUAAAAAUUCUAUAGAUAAGUUAUUUCUCCUCUUUAAGCUUGCCUGUCGUGGCUUUAGUGUCAUGGCAAGUUGGAUUCAAAUAAAGACAAACCCAGCCUCAAAACCAAUAUUCUCCCCAGGUUUCUAUGUGUCCAAGUUUGGUUCUUUUUAAUAUGCAAAUGAAACCACUUUGCCAAGAUGAUUGAUACAGUAUUAACUCAAGACUUCUAUUGUUCCACAUAUCUGCAAGCUCUUGCGUCAAAUGCUGUUUAACAUGGACUUGCACAGCUGGACUGGACCAACAAGCUGAUAUGGACCACACUCGCAUAUCAAAGCCUCAUUAGUCGCUAUGGAACUACCUGUGGACUCUACUAAUGGCCUGUGUGAAGAUUUAAAGAAAAAAGGGACAGGCUUUGAUCAUCAGAUUGCUCAUUGAGAGACAUGGAGAAAGCCCGGAAUAUAAAUAUAUAAUUAUGAAAAGCCUAAAACGUAAUGUUUUCUAUUUUUGUGAACUGUUUCUUUAUCAGAUUACUAAUGCAGGGCUGUGCGUGAGAGUUGGUUACGGUAACACUGUGCUUUUUUUCGUAUUUGCUUUUCAAGAGAGAUAAUUAAAGUGCCCUCUUCUGGAACCAGUAGAAAAUACAACUCACUAAACUUUUUUUGGCCUGAUUUUCCAGUUUUUUUGUUUUUCUCUCUCCUAAACAGUAAUAUUUACCUACAGCGAGCUAUAGUCAAAUUGGCUUGCCUUACCUCCGGUCUCCCAAACUUUUGUAUGUCUGUGGAUGGUACAAACAGAGAUUAUUGUAUCCAGGUAUAAAAGCAAGAACUCAAGUCAUAGCAAGCCAUAUUCUUAUAAAGGUCAUGAUGUGUUUUGUCUGUAAUACUGAAGUCCAGAUAAGCCAAAUACAAUGUGUACAAUUUCCUAGUAUUUCAAGGAAGCACUUAAUGUAUCUCGUUGUUAAAUGUUUUAAUGUAGUCUUCUUAAUUGUAUUAGGUUAAUAUAUUAGCAGAUUAUAGGGGUACAGUAAAAGACAAGGUCUGUAGGCUGCUAUUGUGUGUAGCAACACAGUAGGAAAUACUGUAAUGUUGGAAACCUACAGUCAUCAUUGUAGAACUCUGUGAUAAAUAGAAGCACAUUUACUGGCUCCUAAAAAAAUGUCUUUAAUGUUUGGAAAAAUACAACACAUUAUUUUUUUUUUCUUUUAGCUUUAAUGGUGCUGCCAUUCAUGCUGCUUUUAUUUUUUUUUAUUUUUUAUUUAAUCAUUAUCCAGGUAGAAAUGCAGAGGCUUACUUAGUGUCUCGGUAAGAGAGAAAGAAUCCUGAAAAUGUAGUGUUAUGAUGCAUCGGUUCGUUCAGAAAAUGAGGCAAGAGCGACUCACAGAACGUUAUUGUAAUGAACAAUAAAGUUUACAUUUCUGUUAACAUA
This is a messenger RNA of Spea bombifrons (plains spadefoot toad), 2655 nucleotides long. It is a transcript of the gene ELOVL6, whose product is annotated as ELOVL fatty acid elongase 6. Lineage: Eukaryota; Metazoa; Chordata; Amphibia; Anura; Pelobatidae. Bases 112 to 909 code for a protein of 265 amino acids. The record is from RefSeq and is a predicted model, not a curated record. The transcript has 4 exons. Gene Ontology annotation, biological process: fatty acid elongation, monounsaturated fatty acid; sphingolipid biosynthetic process; very long-chain fatty acid biosynthetic process. Gene Ontology annotation, molecular function: fatty acid elongase activity. Gene Ontology annotation, cellular component: endoplasmic reticulum membrane; endoplasmic reticulum.